Coniophora puteana RWD-64-598 SS2 is the source of this 1940-nucleotide messenger RNA. RefSeq lists its product as uncharacterized. Lineage: Eukaryota; Fungi; Basidiomycota; Agaricomycetes; Boletales; Coniophoraceae. The transcript has 3 exons. Bases 17 to 1777 code for a protein of 586 amino acids. The record is from RefSeq and is a predicted model, not a curated record.
CAAGAAGGAACACCAAAUGCUCUCAACCCGUCUCCUCGCAAUGCAGAAAAAGCUCUCGCUCGAGACCAAGAUCCGCGACGCCGCCCUCAACCUCUCGCGCGUCAACGCCCCGCACAAGACCGUCUCCCGCCAAACAGAAGAACAAGUCGCCGCCGCCGAGCGCAAGGUCGACGAGGCGCAGAAAGAGCUCUGGCGCGUCGCAGACCGCGCCAACGACGUCCAGCGCCGCCUGCUCGAGCACCGCGCGGGCGUGCUCGGGUACACCGUGUCCAAGAUGGAGCGCACGAUGGCCCCGCCCCAGCUGCCGCCGCAUCUCCCGUUCGACGAUGACUACGCCGCGAACGGGAUCGGGUCCGGCGGGCCGAGCACGCCGAGUCGCGCGCUCAGUCCGGGCGCAUCGUCUGUGGCUUCGGCGACGUCGGCGACGACGCACUCGUCCGCGGCACGGUUCGACGGCGCGCAUCUCUUCGCGGGGCACGCGCAGGCACAGCUCCCGCGCGCUCCGCCGAGCGUCGUGGAAGUGCUUGCGCUCGAGGCGCGCCUGCGUAAGGCGACGGACGCGCUUGCGGAUGCGAACAGGAGGCAGGCGGAGAGCGCGCGCGAGCUUGCGCAUCUGCGGCUCGAGAAGGCGCAGGUGGAGGCGACGAUGAGCAUGGAGCUGCAGAGCGCCGAGGAGAACGCCGCUGCGCUGGAAACGGAGCUGCGGCCGCGCCUCGAGGGGCUUCUCGCUGAGCGCGAGGCGUGGGAGGCUGAUCGUGCAAGGCUUGAGGAGCGCGAGGAGGAGGUGGAGAGGCUUGAGGGGAGGCUCGAGGCGCUCGAGGAGAGGAGCGGCGAGUCUGUCGAGAGUACACGUGUGCUCGAGACUGCGCUGGAGGAGGCGAGGGCAGAGCGCGAUGCGGCGCAGCAGCGGGCGGAGGGGCUGGAGAGGGAGGUGGAGAGGGCGCGGCAGGAGAAGGACGAACAGCAGAUCGCGCAGACACCCUAUGAGGGCCCACCGAUGGAAUAUACAGGCGACAGCGCAGCGCUCGUCGCACAGCUACAGCCCCUCUGGGACGCGCUGCCCGCGCCCGAGGCGCGCAUGAGCAAGUUCCGCGCACAGCGCCACCUACGCGGGCCCAGCGGCGCCUCCUCCGCCAACGCGAGCUCGGCGCCACCGAGCCCCGCCCCGGGGAAGGCGACGACGCUAUCGGACAACGACGUGCGCUCGCUGCGCACGCUGUACGACACCGCGGGCGUCCCCGGCGCGUCGAAGGCCGGGUUCUCGGUCGAGGCGCUCGUGGGCCGCGUGCAGGCGCUCGUCGCGGACGACCGGGCGCUCAUCGAUCGGCUGAUACGGUCGGCGCAGGCGCACGAGAUGUUGAAGCGCAAUGCGGAGCGCGCGCAGAAGCUCGCGGAGGACGGGAACGCGGCGUUGCAGAUGUAUCAGGACCAGGUGAACGAGCUCGAGGACGAGAAUAUGCGGCUGGUCGCAAGGGGGGAUGAACUAUCAACCGAAAUCCGCCACCUCCGCGACACCCUCGACCAGGCGCGCGCGACGUCCAGCAUCGGCGCCCCUGCUGUCAACGGCAACGGCAACGAUGCUGGUGGGGCCACCGCAGCCGUCGAGGCUGCAGAGCGCGCCAAGGCGGCGGCGGAGGCACAGCUACGGCGGACAGAGGAGGAGCUCGAUAGUGUGCGCGCGGCGCAGGGGCAGCUGCAGAUGAGCCUGAUGAACGAGAUGACGGAUCUGCAGACGGAGAACGAUAAUCUGCGGGCGCAGUUGCGAGCUAGGAAGUGAGCUUGAGAGCUCUCAGGUAGACCUGGCUGUGGGAGGUGUGAUGUUGGCCAUGGCGUUUUCUUGUGUCUAUGUCCCCUUUUUUGUUUUGUUAUGAUACCCUCGUUUUUUAUCUUCAGAUUUCUUGAUUUGACGGUCGACCCGUUGGGUAGUAGUAUAUAGUGAU